Molecule: messenger RNA, 438 nt
Organism: Peniophora sp. CBMAI 1063
Lineage: Eukaryota; Fungi; Basidiomycota; Agaricomycetes; Russulales; Peniophoraceae
Source: the annotation of a GenBank genome assembly
AUGGCAGUGCAGACAGUGCUGACUCUGCGACCCUCAGCUCAAGGAUUUGUCAAAUCAGUCAAGGAGUCUCUUGAGCCUUCGCAACGGGCAUCUUCCGACCUCAGCGACGGAAAUGGAACGGACGCGCCCGCCGUUUCACCAGUUACAACAGUCGCUGCCUCGGCGGGCCUUGAACGUCCAGUACCGCCCCGGUACAAGCAUCGUUCAUCCUCUUCGCAAGGUUCCGGGCUCGAAGAGGUCGUUCCGAGCUCGCGGAUACAGGCUGUAGACGACAACAAAGAGAUUUCUAAUGACGUGCCGUACGGUCCCAAUGCUCAGGUAGACUCACCUACCUCCGACAUGGAGGGAGUAUCCCCGACUGAUCCUGAGGCCUAUUCGUCCGCGCCUGGCGUUGACUGGGCUGUAACUUCGGGGUGGCAGAAUCCCAAAGUAUACUAA